Messenger RNA from Pseudovirgaria hyperparasitica, 1449 nucleotides. RefSeq names its product FAD/NAD(P)-binding domain-containing protein. Gene Ontology annotation, biological process: secondary metabolite biosynthetic process. The transcript has a single exon. The record is from RefSeq and is a predicted model, not a curated record. Bases 1 to 1449 code for a protein of 482 amino acids. NCBI's taxonomy places the organism in Eukaryota, Fungi, Ascomycota, Dothideomycetes, Acrospermales, Acrospermaceae. Gene Ontology annotation, molecular function: FAD binding.
AUGGGCGACAUAACCCCAGCAGCGACAACAACAACAACAACAACAAACGCACACCCCCAACCCCCACCACCACCACCCCCCAAGAAACCCCUCUCCAUCGCCAUAAUCGGCGGCGGCAUAGCCGGCCUAGCCCUCGCAAUCGGCCUCCAAAACCACGGCCACGCCGACACCAAAAUCUACGAAGCCGCGCCCGCAUUCGGCGAAAUCGGCGCGGGCAUCGCCUUCGGGCCCAACGCGAUGCGCGCCUGCAGCCUCAUCGACGGGCGAAUCCUCGCGGGCUUCAAAAAGGGCGCUACAUGCAACGUCAGUCCGGAGCGCUACGAUACCUUUCUGUCGUAUGUGUAUGCGCAGGAUUCGCGGAGCGGGGAUGGGCGCAAGGCGGGCGAGUUGAUUGUGCAUGCGCGGCGCGAGGGCCAGGGCGGGUGUUGGACGGGAGCGCAGGCGCGGUGUGGUGUGCAUAGGCGGUAUGCGCUUGGGGUGCUGGUCGGCUUGCUGCCGGCUGGGACGGCGGUGUUUGGGAAGCAGCUUGUUGGUAUUGAGGAGUCUGGCUGUGAUGACGACGAUGAUGAUGAUGAUGGCGGCGGGAGGAUGAUUCUCAGGUUCGCGGACGGGAGCACGGCGUCUGCGGAUGCGGUUGUUGGGUGCGAUGGGAUCAAGAGUCGGACCCGUGAGAUCCUGCACCCGGGGAAGAUCAGGGCGCAGUUUUCGGGCGAGUAUGGCUAUCGUGCGCUCCUGCCGCGGGAGGAGGCGGUGUCGAUUCUCGGUGCGGAUUUUGCGCUCAAUGGGAUGCUGUAUUGUGGGUAUAAUAUCGGGAUGAUCACGUAUCCGGUCGAGAACCAUGCUCUUGUCAAUGCGUUCGCCGUGUGUCGCGGGGAGUGGACGAGUGAGACUAACAUGGCGCCCUGCUCGAAGGCACAGAUGCUCGCUGACUUUACCACCACUGACGGCGAUGAUGAUGGGGUUGAUAAAGGGGGCCUCGACGCCCGGCUCGUGAAAAUGCUGCACGCCUUCCCCGACAGCAGCAGAUGGGGCAUCUUCGACGUCCCGCACAACGAACCAUACUACCGCAACCGGAUCUGCAUCCUCGGCGACGCCGCACAUGCCGCCACGCCGAACCUAGGUGCCGGCGCCGGCAUGGCUAUUGAAGACGCGCUUGUGCUGAGUCGGCUGCUGGGGCGAAUUGAGCAUAAGUCGCAGAUUGAGGAUGCGUUUCGGGCGUAUGAUGCCGUCAGGCGGCCGCGUACGCAGAAGGUUGUGUGGGAGAGUCGUCGCGCGGGGCUGGCGAAUGAGUUUUUGAUGGAGGGGGUGGGGGAUAAUUUUGAGGAGCUGGAGAGGGAGUUGAAUGAGCGGUAUCAGUGGAUAUGGGACGUUGAUUUGGAGGGCAUGGUGGAUGAGGCGCUUGGGUUGCUUGAACGCGGGUGGAAAGGGGAGGGGUGGUCGGAUGUAUAG